Messenger RNA from Raphanus sativus (radish), 1127 nucleotides. RefSeq lists its product as uncharacterized. NCBI's taxonomy places the organism in Eukaryota, Viridiplantae, Streptophyta, Magnoliopsida, Brassicales, Brassicaceae. The record is from RefSeq and is a predicted model, not a curated record. The transcript is spliced from 6 exons. Bases 317 to 823 code for a protein of 168 amino acids.
CAAAAAAUUAGUGGGACGUCCUUAGCUAAGAUGUUUUUUUCGUUGUCCUUAGGUGACACGUGUCGUCCUCUCGUUCUUCUCUUUCUCUUUCUCUUUCUCUCGACAGAAUCAAAGGUCUUGCCUCUGCCCAUGGCGUUUCUGUUGAUCUCUUUGACGGACCAGAAAAGGAGAGACAUGAAGAGUUAGAUCUCUCUCCCACUUCAGCAAGAGCUCGUUUCGAGACCAUGAUUCGAGCUGCUCAGUGUGCGCAUCGACUCUGGCCAGGAAUGGAGUCUCCGUCACUAUCUUCGACUCCACUCGUGGUCCCGGUGGCCGCAUGUCUCAAAGAAGGGAGGUUGGGGAAGAUGGGAAGGAGUUGAUGUUCGACCAUGAAGCUCCGUUUUUCUCUGUGACCAACCCUAAUGCUAUCUCCCUUGUUCACGAGUGGGAGUCUUUAGGUUUUGUUUCUCAAUGGAAACAAGUUUUCGGCUCUUUCGAUUCUGCCUCCAACAUGUUUCUUGGCUUCCAACAGGAAGGGGAUCACACCAACAACAACAAGUAUGUGGGUGUUCCAGGCAUGAACUCUAUAUCAAAGACCUUGUGCAACCACUCCGACUUGUCUCAUGUGUUUGCCUCGGUGAACAGAAGCAUCAACUUCAUUGAUCAUACUAGUGAUCUUUCUUGGAAAGAUUUUAUUUAUUGUUUAUAUCUCAGAGAAUCAAACCUAUUGUUGUUGAUCCAGCACUAUACUUGGCAAGAAGAACACAACUCUUCACUGCUACUGAGAAACGACCAACACCAGAUGCUUUCAAAGUCUUUACAGGCUCGCCGUGGAUCGUACUAAGCAGAUCUUUCUUGGAGUAUUGCAUCUUCGGUUGGGACAAAUAUACCAAGAAUCCUCCUCAUGUAUUUCAACAACAUGAUCCUCUCUGAAGAAUGCUACUUCCACACUGUGAUAUGUAACUCCCCCGAGUUCAGUAACACAGAAGUUACUCUUUCAAGUUUGUAAUUUAUGUUUUCAAUUUUACUAAGAAGCUAUAAAAGUCCUACCAAUAAUCUAUUUUUAUAUGAUUGUCCUUAGCAAAAUCUCUUAAGGACAAAGAAAUAAUUAAAUAUGUUAAAGACUCAAAUUUAUGUCCUACCAAUAA